Molecule: messenger RNA, 2924 nt
Organism: Labrus bergylta (ballan wrasse)
Lineage: Eukaryota; Metazoa; Chordata; Actinopteri; Labriformes; Labridae
Product: sodium-coupled neutral amino acid transporter 3
Biological process (GO): L-glutamine transport; L-histidine transmembrane transport; glycine transport
Cellular component (GO): plasma membrane
Molecular function (GO): L-glutamine transmembrane transporter activity; glycine transmembrane transporter activity
Source: RefSeq, a predicted model, not a curated record
CCACAUGUUGCCUGAACGGUCUAGAGCAAGGAGGGGCUUGAACUUGUGACAUGGCAGGAAAUGUCUUAACGCGCCAAAUCACACACUGCCUCCCUCUCUCCCCCCUCUUUUUCCCUCUCUCGCUCUCCUCUCACAGAUGAAGAGAGGUUCCUGGCUCUGGGAAAAGCAGACUUUGGAGGUGGACCAGCUAAGAAGUUUUCAACUUUUACCCUGAAACUUCUGUCCAGACUGAAGACAUCCCUCUGUGUGACUGCUAGCGUCUGGUAAAAGUUUGAAGAGGAUUCUUUUAGUCCAGCAAGAGUUGAUCUCCAAAGUCUCUCUCGAGUCACAACCCCGGUAAUCAGAAUGGAGCUUCAGAAGAUGAACGGACACAGCAGGGACGAUGGGUUUGAUGGUCUUGAAGCCAUGACUGAACAUGAAGAGUUUCUCCCCCAUAAAGCUGGAGUGAAGAAAGAAAUCCAAUUCACCGAUUUUGAGGGAAAGACUUCAUUCGGCAUGUCCAUCUUUAACCUCAGUAACGCCAUAAUGGGCAGUGGGAUUCUGGGAUUGGCUUAUGCAAUGUCCAACACUGGAAUCGUUCUUUUUAUAACCCUGUUGGUGUUCAUUGCCAUUCUGUCUGCAUAUUCAAUUCACCUGCUGCUGAAAAGCGCUGGAGUCGUUGGCAUCAGAGCUUAUGAGCAGCUUGGGAAUCGGGCGUUUGGGCCCCCAGGAAAAAUGUUGGCCGGCUGCAUCAUCACAGUACACAACAUCGGAGCGAUGUCCAGCUACCUCUUCAUCGUCAAGUCGGAGCUCCCGCUGGUUAUUCAAGCUUUCCUGAGUAAACAGGAAAACACAGGAGAGUGGUUCUUGAAUGGAAACUUCUUGAUCAUCAUUGUUAGUGCUUCUGUCAUCCUUCCUCUAGCACUCAUGAAACAACUUGGUUAUUUGGGCUAUACAAGUGGCUUCUCCCUCUCCUGCAUGGUGUUUUUCCUUAUUUCGGUCAUCUACAAGAAGUUCAACAUCCCGUGUCCGCUGGAGGAUAAACAAACCAACAUCUCGCAUGUCCUGGGUGACCACAGCUUCAUUAAUGGGACAGGCGACUUCUGUGAAGCAAAAUAUUUUACGAUCAACCCACAGACAGCAUACACCAUCCCUAUUCUGGCCUUUGCUUUUGUCUGCCACCCGGAGGUGCUGCCAAUCUACACAGAGCUACGAGAUGCCACCAAGAAACGUAUGCAGACUGUGGCUAACUUCUCCAUCCUGGCCAUGUUCGUCAUGUACCUGCUAACCGCUCUGUUUGGUUACCUCACUUUUUUUGGUGCUGUGGAGUCGGAGCUGUUGCACACCUACAAUCGAGCGGGUGCCCUGGACGUCCACGUUCUCUGUGUCCGCCUGGCUGUUCUGGUGGCUGUGACGCUGACUGUCCCGGUGGUUCUGUUCCCAAUCCGUAGGGCCUUGCUCCAGAUCUUUUUCCCCAACAAACCGUUCCACUGGGCCAUUCACAUCGGCAUCGCGUUAGGUCUCAUCUUCAUAGUCAACCUCCUUGUCAUCUUCGUGCCCUCCAUCCGGGACAUCUUUGGCAUCAUUGGAGCCACAUCUGCCCCCAGUCUCAUCUUCAUCCUACCUGGAAUCUUCUACGUCCGGAUCAUUCCUGAAGAGCAGGAGCCUUUACUGUCCAGACCUAAGAUUCAGGCCGCAUUAUUUGCCGCUCUGGGAUUCAUCUUCAUGGUCAUGAGUUUGUCGUUUAUCAUCAUUGACUGGGUAACCGGAGAGUCUAGAAGCGGAGGUGGACACUAGCAGCCGUGACUGAACAGAUAAACUACAAACAGAAUGCCAACGAAAGCUCCCUCCCCGUCUUUUAAAAAAAUAAAAAUACUCCCUGAUCUGCUGAGCUCUCAUCCAAAGCCGAACAACAAAGUCUGGCUGCAUGAUAUGAAGGACAUGUGAAGGACCCUUCGCCUAGAACAAUAACAAAGAAAGCAUUUCGACAUGUUUCAGGGCAGAGAAAGAAAAAAAAACGGCCCUGCAAAGGAGGAGAGAACACAGAAGCAGUGUGUUCUGACUGAAUUAAACCCAUGUAGUGACUUGCAAUGAGGACGUUAUUUGGAGGCCUGUGUAGAAAUGCAAAAAGGCAUGAAUGAGAAGAGCAUGACUCAAAUGGAAAUCCCAUUUUAGAGUGUUGAUGUGCACAGUUCCCUGGAAUAGCUCAGUCACUGCCAAAAUCUUUCUAAUCUUACUUCCCUUCAUUUUAGAUGUACAGGACCGGAAUGAUAUGGGUUUUUUUUUUUUUACAAUCAAUACACAUCAUCAGCUGCUGUGUCAUGUCAUGGUCUCCUUGUCCACAUUUCCCCAACAAAUUAACAGUAAGGAUUAGUCUGCAGUUUCACACUAACCAUUACAAACUACUAAAUUCCAAUCCCUUUUACACAGUGAAAUGAUAAUGUGAUAUUUUUUUUUUGUGUUAAUCUAUUAACUUAAUUUAAGGUGAUCAUCUUUGAAUUUGAAUCUGAUGUGACCUUUUUCUGUGAAGACAAUGGUGCAAUGUGUGGGUGUUCAGCUGCUAUCAGAGAAGGUCAAACACUUACUGGCAAUCAAAUGUGAGUGAACAGACACCAAGUCGUUUGUACAAUUAUUUUUUUAAAGUUUAUUCCGAGUGGCGAAACCAAAGAAGUUAACUUUUGUGUGACAUAAAAAACGGUGCAACACUUUUUUUUAAUGUAUUCAGCAAAGGCCAAAAAAAUGCAGUGUUAAAACAAAAGACGUGUCUGUUUAGGCCAUCCAUCAAAAUCAGUAUGGUGAGUAAUAACAUGUGGUUUUUAACUUAAAAUGAAUGGAGCCUGUUUUCUUUUUUAUUUGACUAAAAUAUUUAGAUUUUCUUAUUCAUCCUGUACAUUUUUAAAUUAAUUUGAAUGUUGUUACCUGUUAAUAAAAUAUGUCUCUCGUUU